Acanthamoeba castellanii str. Neff is the source of this 267-nucleotide messenger RNA. RefSeq lists its product as uncharacterized. Lineage: Eukaryota; Discosea; Longamoebia; Acanthamoebidae. The transcript has 2 exons. Bases 1 to 267 code for a protein of 88 amino acids. The record is from RefSeq and is a predicted model, not a curated record.
AUGCUGGCGGCGAACACGACAAGAGAAUCGGCCGACGGGGUCGGCCGAGCGAGGAUUACAGAACUCGAACCCACCGAAUCCAACGGCGGUGCUGAUAUCGGCAUUGACCUUCUCUCCUUUCCGUCGCCACUCCCGUCUCCGCUAGCAUCGGGCGUGGCAUCGGGAGACUUUUCGUGGUUGCUUCAGGAGAAUCCCCCGUUCGGCAACGAACGAGGCCGGCCAAGUCUUGGCCUCAACCCAAAGCCCAACCCCAACACGAAGUGGUAA